Malassezia pachydermatis is the source of this 642-nucleotide messenger RNA. RefSeq names its product vps60 involved in vacuolar protein sorting. The coding region runs from base 1 to 642 and encodes 213 amino acids. The transcript has 2 exons. Gene Ontology annotation, biological process: vesicle budding from membrane; late endosome to vacuole transport via multivesicular body sorting pathway. Gene Ontology annotation, cellular component: multivesicular body. The record is from RefSeq and is a predicted model, not a curated record. NCBI's taxonomy places the organism in Eukaryota, Fungi, Basidiomycota, Malasseziomycetes, Malasseziales, Malasseziaceae.
AUGCAACGCCUGUUUGGAUUGUCGCAAAACAAGCCCAAACCUGAUCUGCAGAAGGCGAUAUCGUCCACAGAUGAACGUGCUGAUGCAACGCAGGUGAAAAUUAGUCGGCUUGAUGCGGAACUGGGACGUUAUCGUGACCAAAUGAAAAAAAUGCGCGACGGUCCAGGCAAAAAUGCAGUGCAACAACGCGCGCUCCGUGUUUUGCGCCAAAAGCGCAUGUAUGAAGCUCAGAUGGAGCAAUUGACACAGCAAAGUUUCAAUAUGGAGCAAAGUAUGAUGGCAACAGAAAAUCUACGAAACACCAUGGCCACCGUGGAUGCUAUGAAGCAGGCCAACAAGGAUCUGCGACGCACUUAUGGCAACUUGAACAUUGACAAGAUCGAGCGGAUCCAGGACGAAAUGGAAGAUCUUUUGGAACAGUCAAGUGCGCUACAGGAAACAUUGUCUCGCAGUUAUGCGCUGCCAGAUGAUAUUGAUGAAGAAGACUUGGAGGCGGAAUUGGAGGCAUUAGAGGAAGAGCCCUUGGAGCAGGACAUGGAAAUCCCAUCCUAUCUGCAAAAUGCGCCCCAGGCAGCUCCUGCUCAACCCGACUUUGUGGACGAGUUACCUGAUAAAGAAGAAGUAUGUGUAUCGUCAUAUUAA